Messenger RNA from Tachysurus fulvidraco (yellow catfish), 2828 nucleotides. It is a transcript of the gene vegfba, whose product is annotated as vascular endothelial growth factor Ba. Gene Ontology annotation, biological process: vascular endothelial growth factor signaling pathway; sprouting angiogenesis; positive regulation of endothelial cell proliferation. NCBI's taxonomy places the organism in Eukaryota, Metazoa, Chordata, Actinopteri, Siluriformes, Bagridae. Gene Ontology annotation, cellular component: membrane. Gene Ontology annotation, molecular function: vascular endothelial growth factor receptor binding; heparin binding; chemoattractant activity. The transcript is spliced from 8 exons. Bases 864 to 1628 code for a protein of 254 amino acids. The record is from RefSeq and is a predicted model, not a curated record.
GCCAAAAGUUCGCACCGUGACACUCAGUUCUGCGCAGCCUCGAGUUACAGCGCGCGCGUUUCUAGUUCAGCUGCUGAAGGGCGAACAGCAGCCACACGACAAGAUCCACCGACAGUAGGCCUAUUUGCUUACAUUUCCAUCUGUGUUUUUUUUUUUAUUGUACCUAUUUGCGAUCUUAUCACUAAUUUUAUAGAGCGUGAUAAAAACGAAACGCGUGGUGUGCCUCUGGACAAACCUAAUCGUAUCGUAUCACAGCACAGCAGGAGCGCGGCGUGGCGCUGGGACACAGCAGACACACAGUCACGCGAGAUGCGUCACGGGAAGCGAACACGCGUGGAAGGCGCAUGGAAACCGUCCUCACCGCCUUGAAGGAUUUAUCCAUUCUGAAUGCAUUUUUUUCCACCUUGGAGUAACACACGGGGUAUUAGUGUAAACUAUAUAUCCCCUAGUGAUAUCCAGACUACCCGGUGGCCUGUAUUUCUGUCUAAAGGCUGUGCUUUCUUCUUGCACUAGCCGGUAAUUGUGAUCUGUGGAAUUAUAACAACGGACGCAACCACCUCGGUGUGCUCAGUGACUGGACAUUCAUUUGGAUCGCUUAUGAUCGCUGACUGGAUGUCGCCAAGACGUGGGACUAGUUUGUAUGACAAAGAGCCGAUGGGCAUCCGCGUGUCUCUAACGGUUAAUUAAAUCUCCUGUGGGAAAAGAGGAUGAGGAUCUGUUCAAUCCUGCUGUAUAAACGUCCAAAAAUGAUGGUUUUGUAAAAUUCAGAAAGGAUAAAAGUAACCAGGAGUGCAUAGAAGGAACCGAGGAUCGGGCUAUAUAAUUUAGAGAACUAUUUUGGACUUACUUGGCGAACAGCAACAAUGGGCACAAGGCUACAAGUUAUUUUCGGCAUGUUUCAGUUCGUCUCACUCGCCAGAAUGCCAACGCACUGUGCCAGGGCACCGCUAGCUCAAUGGCAGCCCACUAAGAGUCACGAAUCAGGACAAGGUACACCUUCUCAUUCAGAAAGUUUUGAGAUUUUCUAUGUGGUUAGAUGGAUGGAUGUGUACGAGAGGAGCAGCUGCCAGCCGAGAGAGACGUUGGUGGAGGUGUGGCAGGAGUUCCCUUGGGAGACACAUCACCUCUUCCUACCAUCGUGUGUGUCAGUGAGGCGCUGUGGUGGCUGCUGCGGUGAUGAGGCUCUUGAAUGUGUGCCCUCACACACAGAUAUGGUCACGAUGGAGCUUAUGAAAACUACAUACAUGAAGCAUGAACUGGUGCAGUUACCCUUCGUAGAACAUAGGCAGUGUGAGUGCAGGCCAAAAGCAGAUCUUCACACAGAGCCAACCAGGCAAGACCCACGACCAACGCGGAAAGGGAGGAAAAGGGAGAGGGGAAAACCAAAGCGAAAGAAACAUGUCAGGAUAAAACCGACGACUCCAGCACCUACAACACCUGCACCUCCUGCUCUCCCAACUAGCAUCUUGCCUUCUCACCCUGCCGAAGAGCAAUGUCCACCCUGCCCGAUGCGCAGAAUGACAUCAGAGCCACCGAUGUGCGAGUGCAUAUGCAGUCUAAGGGAGAUGAGCUGCACCAAGAGAGGCAAACAGCUCAACCAGCACAGCUGCAGAUGUGAAAGAGUAUAAUGAAAUGAGGGUCCUUUCUUCCUUCUCUGGUUACAAAGCACUGUAACUUCAUCCAUCUUUCGAGACAGUGUCUUUAUCGUGGAGUCGUAGAGCAGGAGUCACCUCAACAAGAGUAGCAGAACCUCCUGCCUCCCUGCUACCCACCUCUUCACCUUUAGUGCAGUAUUAGAUGCAUGUAUUCAGCUCGGUAUCCGUGUCCCAGUAUUGGUGUGUGUAUACCGUGUGUCUCCAGAUUUUCAUCACUAAAUCCCUGAAGCAUCAUGCUGCAAUGGUUUGGAUAGCCAAUCAUGCAUAGUAGCACAAGCUGCUAGUGGAGUCACAGGAAAGGCAUGUUGCAUUCAAGUGGAUUGGAUUGUUGUGCUAAUUCAUGCUAAUACACAAAAUCUUAAUAGAUCCAUCACCCCCACAAGACAUUUGAAAAAAUGUCACUGGUUGGAAAGACUUCACUCAUAUGACUGUGUUUGACUGAUCUGGAAGCUGGAAUUCACAGUUUUAUUGACCUUCAAAUAGCUGGGGUUAUCUUUUUUUUUUUUUUUUAAAGAAACCCCAAAACUUUGCCAAAAAAAACCCCAGUGUCCUAAAUUAGGUUGCAGGACAUUCAAUCGUUAGGACAUUUCCCAUCUGUUCUGGGCAUAUAUAUGUGCUGUGACUGAUAGAGAGACUGGUAUUGAGAUGUGCUGAAUGGAUAGAUGGGCGUCUGUGUGGUCUGAGUAUAGAAAGAUAAGGAUCUCUGUGACAGGCCUGAUUUAUUCUCAGCCUCCAUAAGCCCAUCACGUGGCCUCCAGGACUGUAUCAAUGAGUCUUAUUGUGUUUGUUUGAUUUGCUUUUUGUCUGGAGCUUUCCUUUGGGAAUAAAUGAGACUUUCCCUCAGGCCAGGCAGUGAGGGGAAUGUCAAUAGUAAAGAAACCUGGCUAUAUUCCACUGCUGAUUCCAACAAACACACACAAACACACAACAAACUCUCUCUCUCUCUCUCUCUCUCUCUCUCUCUCUCUCUCUCUCUCCCUCUCUCCCCCCCUCUCUCUCUCUUUUGCUCUCACACACACAUGCACACACUUGUCUUAACUUACUUAUAUUGUAUUUGAAAUUUCCCAUGUUUCUACCUCUGCCUUUUUUCUAAUUCAAUCUCUCUCUCUCUCUCUCUCUCUCUCUCUCUCUCUCUCUCUCUCUCUCUCUCUCUCUCUCUCUCUCUCUCUCUCA